AUGGUGCAUGUGGAUGUCCUGGCUGAUGCUCUCAAGAGUAUCAAUGAUGCUGAAAAGAGAGGCAAACACCAGGUUCGUAUAAGGCCAUGCUCCAAAGCCAUCAUCCAGUUUCUAACUGUGAUGAUGAAGCAUAGUUACAUGGGUGAAUCUGAAAUUAGGGAUGACCACGGAGCUGGGAAUAUUGUUGUGAACAUCCUAGGCAGGUUAAACAAGUAUGGACUAAUCAUGCCCAGAUUGGAUGUGCAACUCGAAGAGCUAGAAAAAUGGCAGGACAGCCUGCUUCUGUCCCAUCAGUUUGGUUUCAUUGUACUGACAACCUCAGUGGGCAUCGUGGACCAUGAAGAAGCCAGAUGA
Molecule: messenger RNA, 354 nt
Organism: Phyllostomus hastatus (greater spear-nosed bat)
Lineage: Eukaryota; Metazoa; Chordata; Mammalia; Chiroptera; Phyllostomidae
Product: 40S ribosomal protein S15a-like
Exons: 1
Coding region: 1-354 (117 amino acids)
Biological process (GO): translation
Cellular component (GO): cytosolic small ribosomal subunit; ribosome
Molecular function (GO): structural constituent of ribosome
Source: RefSeq, a predicted model, not a curated record